GCUCUGUUGCUUAGACCGGGCUGCUGCAAGGAUGGGGCCCCUGGAAGCAGUAGGUGAAGGAAACCAGACGGACGAAAUGAAAAUGGAGCUGUUCACCAAGCUGUACUUGCCGAGAUACACCACACCGCUCAAUGAAUUGGCUCUGGACCCUAAACCAGAACUGAAGGACAGCACAACGCUAGUUGAAGUGCAGAUAAUCCUCAUCUUUGCUUACUGCUCCAUCAUCCUGCUGGGGGUGAUCGGAAACUCCCUCGUGAUCCAUGUGAUCAUCAAGUUCAAAAGCAUGCGCACAGUGACCAACUUCUUCAUUGCCAACCUGGCUGUGGCUGACCUGCUGGUGAAUACGUUGUGCCUGCCCUUCACUUUGGUUUACACGCUGUUGGGUGAAUGGAAACUGGGCCCGGUCUUGUGCCACCUGGUGCCUUAUGCCCAGGCUCUUGCUGUGCAUGUGUCUACCGUUACUUUGACUGUGAUCGCUUUGGAUCGGCAUCGCUGCAUUGUCUACCACCUGGAAAGCAAAAUCUCGAAGCGCAUCAGCUUCCUCAUUAUAGGAGUUGCCUGGGCAAUCAGUGCCCUGUUGGCAAGUCCUCUGGCCAUCUUCCGUGAAUACUCCCUGAUUGAGAUCAUUCCUGACUUCAAGAUUGUGGUCUGCUCUGAGAAGUGGCCAGGGGAGGGGCAGCUCAACUAUGGCACCAUCUACAGCAUCUCCAUGCUCCUGAUCCAAUACGUGCUGCCGCUGGCCGUCAUCUCCUAUGCCUACACCCGUAUUUGGACCAAGCUCAAGAACCAUGUUAGUCCUGGGGCGGGGAAUGACCACUACCACCAUCGGCGGCAGAAAACCACCAAGAUGCUGGUGUGUGUGGUUGUGGUCUUUGCUGUCAGCUGGCUGCCAUUUCACACCUUCCAGCUAGUCAGUGAUAUUGACAGUCAGGUGUUAGACCUGAAAGAGUACAAACUGAUCUACACAGUGUUUCAUGUCAUUGCCAUGUGCUCAACGUUUGCUAACCCCCUUCUCUAUGGCUGGAUGAAUAACAACUACAGGACGGCCUUCCUCACGGCCUUCCAGUGCGAACAGCGCCUGGACUCCAUCCACCCUGAAGUAUCAGCAGCUUUCAAAGCCAGGAAGAAACUAGAAGCAAAAAGGAUUCAGUUCCCUGGAGACUCUUUCACACAACCUACCAAUGUCUAAGAUGUCUGACUUUAAAGAAGAAAUGAAUAUGUCGUGGACAAAGGGAUAAAUCCAUUUUGACACAUGCAUUUUUAAUGCAUAGUUUUUUUCCUGAAUGGGGAAAGAAAAGUAGCAGGCAAGUCAAAGCAAGUGGUAUGAUUUGAGGGGAGUUGAUUGCCAUCAAGAGUAUGUAACUAUACAACUGCAAGGAAAUAAAAAGGAGAGACCUUGUUUAUGGCUGUCUCUAACAGGGAAAGAGACUCUCCCAUCUCUCUCAUCUCUUUUUGACAAGUCUAAAUGACAAAGGCAGAGUUUGCUGGUUUUGCUAUA
Haliaeetus leucocephalus (bald eagle) is the source of this 1498-nucleotide messenger RNA. It is a transcript of the gene NPY2R, whose product is annotated as neuropeptide Y receptor Y2. Gene Ontology annotation, cellular component: membrane. Gene Ontology annotation, molecular function: neuropeptide Y receptor activity. The record is from RefSeq and is a predicted model, not a curated record. The transcript has a single exon. Bases 32 to 1189 code for a protein of 385 amino acids. Gene Ontology annotation, biological process: G protein-coupled receptor signaling pathway. NCBI's taxonomy places the organism in Eukaryota, Metazoa, Chordata, Aves, Accipitriformes, Accipitridae.